AUGCUGCUUUCUUAUGGAUUUCCUUUUUUUUUUUUUUUUUUUUUUUUUUUUUGGCGUUAUUAUUGCCGUUUUUGUUGGAAGGGUCAAAUGCCGGUGCGGAAGAGGCAGCGUCGGGACACUGUUUUCACAGAGGCAGGGGCGGUUGAUGAGAUUGAAGAGAAAGAUAAGAAUGUCAUGGUCCGCCUUGUGGAUGAAAAAGGCGUCUUGACAGGGGCGCAGCUUCUUCUGCCCGUAACAGCGACACCGAAGCAACUGGACGAGCUUUUAUGCUCUAUGCUGGAUGAGAGUGCGCGCGGAACUCCGUACGCUUUUUUUAUCGACGGGGAUCAGGUGCAUGACAGUGUGCGCGACUCGCUUUUUAGGAGGCAGCAGGAGGCCUUUGUUGAUAAAAUGAUGAAGGAAGGAAGGCGCUUCAGGCAACAAGACGUGAGUAAACUGGAGUUUGAGCUUCCGGAGGAGACUGUUGUGGAUAUCCAAUUUAAGCCGCAGGCAAAAUUUAUGGUGAGACCAGUGACACGUUGCACUGGAGCACUUGAAGGGCACAGCGAGGCUGUGCUUGUGGUUACUUUUUCACCGGACGGCGAGGCACUAGCAAGUGGAGGAGGCGAUAAGGAGAUACGCAUCUGGGAUGUCUAUACACUAACCCCCACGGAGGAACUUAAGGCGCACACCAGUUGGGUGCAGGUGUUGUCGUGGGCCCCGGAUGGGAAGCAUCUCGUAAGCGGAAGCAAGGAUGGCACUAUUAUUAUUUGGUCGCAUGAUGGCAUGUACGGUAACUUUAAGGGGAAGCGACACAAGGCCCAUUCAAGUUAUUUAUCGCACAUUUCAUGGGAGCCGUUGCAUAGAAACAUUGAUUGCAAUCGGUUUGUUUCGGCUAGUAAAGACACAACCCUAAAGGUUUGGCAUAAUGUGACCGGGGUUCAAUUUUCUCUCUCCGGGCAUCAGGCUUGUGUCACCUGCGUGAAGUGGGGUGGUGAGGGUUUUAUCUAUUCAUCCUCUCAGGAUCGCACCCGUCAUUGUGUGGGAU
Molecule: messenger RNA, 1027 nt
Organism: Trypanosoma cruzi
Lineage: Eukaryota; Euglenozoa; Kinetoplastea; Trypanosomatida; Trypanosomatidae
Exons: 1
Biological process (GO): ribosomal large subunit assembly
Cellular component (GO): nucleolus
Molecular function (GO): protein binding
Source: RefSeq, a predicted model, not a curated record